AUGGCGAUCUAUAACGUGUUUUCUCAUCCUGUGUUACACCAGUAUAAAACACAUGUUUUUUCCAAAGCCACAGUAAUACAAGUGUUAACAAUUUUACUGACAUUUAUAUUACCUUUAAUAAUUGUGUACAGAAGUGACGGGCUCUGGAUAAGAGAAAUUCGUUAUCGGGAACAACCAAAGAUCACUUUUAAAAAAGAACUUAUUUUUCUACUACAUCUGAGCACUAACCAGUCAUAUGUCACAUACAGUACUUUCCAAAAUUAUAAUAAUCUACAACAGCAAUUCUUAAGAAUCCCACUAAUAAAGGCUUUUGAAGAAGACAUUACUGGAAAUGGUUUAAGUGACGGUCUUCAGCUGAAUUUAGAAAUACCCCUCUUUGAUUCAGAACAGGUUGUCGGCGUAGAAAUGUUACUUUUCUUUACUUACAAAUUACAGAAAUUCAGCUCACUCUUCAUGGACUGCAUGGCUUAUAUUCAGCAUUCUUUUGCUGUUGCUGGAGCGAAAUUACAAAUCUUUGGAAACUUACAAAUCCGACAGAAGAAUCUGCUGCUAAAUAAAGGAACUAAUCGCAAAUAUGAUGUACCUAUUGUGGAUUCCAGUAGUAUUUUUAGUGAUGCAUAUGAUUUGUCUCAAAUCCUUGAACAGUAUACACAAAGAAAUGUGACUACUGAACUUGUGGCUCCUUAUUACACAUGGAUUGUUGGACGUGGAGCUGGACGGCCAUUCAUAAUUUCUGCCUCAAUAAAAUAUCCAGAAGAUGAAUUUGUGAUUUCUGUACCAGUUAAAGUGGGGUUGGGUUCAAUAUGUGUCUGUCUUGGUGCUGUUCAUCAUCAUUUUUGA
Molecule: messenger RNA, 840 nt
Organism: Acanthosepion pharaonis
Lineage: Eukaryota; Metazoa; Mollusca; Cephalopoda; Sepiida; Sepiidae
Source: the annotation of a GenBank genome assembly